This is a messenger RNA of Corylus avellana, 594 nucleotides long. The record is from RefSeq and is a predicted model, not a curated record. Lineage: Eukaryota; Viridiplantae; Streptophyta; Magnoliopsida; Fagales; Betulaceae.
AUGACUUACAUGACGAGAAGUCGAAAUACACCAACUGAAGAGAAGAAAGCCAUUCUUGAGAUCGCUGCAAUCCCGGUGUCUCAAAGAUUUGAUACCUAUUUGGGACUCCCGGCUUUGGUGGGGAAGUCACGAACUAAGGAGUUCAAGACGAUUAUUGACCGGAUUGAAAAACGACAGAAAGAUUGGAAGCUGAGAUUUUUAUCGCAGGCGGGGAAGGAAAUUCUUUUGAAGGCAGUGGUGCAAGCUAUACCGACAUAUAGCAUGAGUGUUUUCUUGCUUCCGAAAGCAUUAUGUUCCAAUAUAAAUUCAAUGAUGCAGAAAUUUUGGUGGGGGCAUAAAAGCAAUGAGUCCCGCAUUCACUGGAUGAGUUGGGAACGAUUAGGAGACAAUAAAGAGAAGGGAGGAAUGGGAUUUAGAGAGUUCUCUUGUUUUAACAAGGCUCUUUUGGCUAAGCAAUAUUGGCGUCUCUGGAAAACACCGGACAGCUUGGUUGCAAAAAUAAUGAAGGCGAAAUAUUUUCCCAAAAAGGAGGUUUUGGAUGCGAAUAUUGGUUCAAAACCUUCGUAUGCAUGGAGGAGUAUUUGGAGUUCGUAG